AUGUUCCGACCACUGUUGCUGGUGGGCGUGCUGUUGAUGGUGGUCAUCGUUGUGACGGCGAAGGAUGGUACGGCCGAGCGGAAGCUAAACAUCGAUCCAGCCCUGCGCAAGGCACUGCUGCGUGCCUUGCGCCACCUGAAGGAGCGCCAGGAGGAGGAGAAACAGGAACAGCUGCUGGGCGAUGCGAACACUACGGAGGAAAACUUUGCGACCACCAUCUUGGACGAGUUGCUGGAGGAGAGCACGGUGGCGGAUAGCAACGCACCACGCGCACGUGAUACGUCCGGUGUAGACUACCACACGUUUGUGGCCAAUGCACAGGAGGACGACCGUGACACGAUCGAGGGCGAGGUGGAACAGCGCGACACCGGUGCGGUAACGAUCGGAUCCUCGGAUGCGAACGAAAUCAUCAAGACUAUUAUUAUCGCGAAACCGAAGGUAACGCUCACUGCGCCGAAGCUGGAGUCCGAGAAUGAGAUCGUACCGCUGGUAGAGGCCAGUACGACAGAAGUCCCGCUGCCGGUCACUGGCAGCAGCACGCAGCAACCUCCGGUGUCCACGACGACGGGCAUUCCCGUACCAACCACGCCCGCUCCGACGCACAACGAGGAUGGCGAAAACAUUGAGCAGGUAAAGUCGGAAGAUGUCAAGAUAUUCCAGGCACCGCUUGUAGCCGCCUUCACCGUGCAGCAGGAUCAGCUCGGUGUACCGCGCAACGUUAUCCCACUGCUCCAAACACCGCCCAAGCAGAAAUCUCCCGGUGCGCAAGACUUCAAACCUUCGCCGGUGAUCUUACCGGUAGGUGGAGCCGCUUCCGCAUCCGCCACACCAUCGGUGCCGCUUCUCCAGAUUCAAGCUGCGCCAUCCACGCAACCACUGCUGGCACCGCUAGCACCAUCGUCCCCCAUCAGCCUGAGCACCCGGGCACUGGAGGAGAAGACGCGCCUACUCGAACAGCAGCUUAUUGCGCUGCAGAAUCAGCAGCGCGCCCAGGAACAGCUGUUGAGGGCAAAGAUCCAGCAGGAGCAGGCCAUCAUUCAGCAGCAGCAGCAACAGCUCCAGCAGCAGAAGCAACGUCUCGAGGAGGAGACUCGCUUGCGCAUUCAGCGGUUCGAGCAGGAGCAGCGACUCUUCCGCCAGCAGCAGCAGCAGUUCCAGCAGCAGCAACAGUUCCAACAGCAGCCACCCUCCGUGCAACAGUUGCCACCGUUCAAGCCCCAGCCGCUCCCGCUCCAGCAGCAGCAGGCUCCGCAGCCCACGUUCGUCCAGGAGCUGCCCCGACCGGGACCGGCGGUACAGUUCAUCCCGAGCGUUAGCUUACCGGGCGGCAAACCCAUCCCGAUCUCGGUGGAGCAGCAGCUUCCCUUCAAGGAAGCCGUCGACUUCCAGCCGCAACAGCCGCCACAGCAGCAGCAGCAGGCGUCGCAACAGGGACCCAACCCGUCCACCUCCGUCGAGCAGGUGAAAGCCAUCAGCCAGCCGCCCCAGCUCGCCCGGGAACAGGCGCUGCCGCUCAAACCCUUCCAGCCGUUCAAUCUGUUCCCGGUGUUGCCACCACUGCUGAUCGGGCCGAGCCCGUUCGACCAGCAGCAGCUGCCACCGCUGCAGCAGCGCAAUCGGGUCUUCCGCCAGGAACCGGUCACCGGUAACUUCGGUCUGAACGUUGGCCCACCACAGCAGGCACCGUUCCGACCGUCGCAACCGCUCGCAUUCAAUGGGCAACCGGCCGGUGCGCUCAGCGACAGUCAGAACCUGCAGAAUCUGCUCUUCCAGUCUGGCAUCACGUCCCGCUCGGCGGAAGAUUUCAACAUCAUCACGAAGGUGCUCGCCCUCAACCAUGGCAUCCCGCAGGCAUCCUCCCAGCGCAUGUUCGCCAAGCUGAGCCCCGACCAGCAGCGGCAACUGUUGUUCCGGAAGUGAGCCAGAAACUCCCUUUCCUUCUCCCCUUUCCCCAACCCACCCACCCCUCUUAAUACGAGUUAGCGAGAGCGAUGUAGCUAGGCAGUCUGUGCCCGGGGUGAGAGCACGUGGUGCUCGUAAGUUUGGUUAGCUAACCUCAUCUCUGCCAUAUUUAUUAUUGUCCCAACUGCCGGACAUGGGCCCCAACUCGCAAAUGGGGCCCAAUCCGCAGUUGUAUGCGUGUGCGUGUUUUUGUCUUCAUAUCGUUCAUUUCUUAUCCUCCUUUUAUGUCCUUUUACCACUUUCCCCUGUCGCUAACACUUCCAUUAGCCGAGGUGUGCGGGUCACUAUAAACAAUGGCAAAUCUCACAGAUGUCUAAGCGGCCUCAUCAUCCUCAUCGAGCAACAAAAGUAUUCUCUCUAUCUCACUCUUUUUCCGCUUCCACCAACUCUCUCCCUCUCUUUCUCUUUCUUCUUCGUCAUUCAUUCAUUCGCAAUGUAAGAAUAAUAGUACGUACUGAACGUGUUGGCGUUAAAGCAAAUUGGAGCCACUUUAAGGAUGGUAGCUGAUAAGAUGCUGCAACCCUCCUGUUAUUGUGGUGAAAGUCCACUGCGCGGGUAUGCUUGGGCAUCGGCAGAAUCGCAGU
This is a messenger RNA of Anopheles moucheti, 2546 nucleotides long. RefSeq lists its product as uncharacterized. The transcript has a single exon. Lineage: Eukaryota; Metazoa; Arthropoda; Insecta; Diptera; Culicidae. The record is from RefSeq and is a predicted model, not a curated record. Bases 1 to 1920 code for a protein of 639 amino acids.